Cuscuta epithymum is the source of this 765-nucleotide messenger RNA. The record is from the annotation of a GenBank genome assembly. NCBI's taxonomy places the organism in Eukaryota, Viridiplantae, Streptophyta, Magnoliopsida, Solanales, Convolvulaceae.
GCGACUUCAAGGGAAGCAGUUGAAGAAGGUGUGGAAGUUGAAGCUUUGGACUGUUUGGAGAAGGAUGAAGAGGAAGAAGAGAUUUGUAAUAAAGUUCCCUUUGUUGGCAUGGAGUUCCCAAGUAAAGAUGCAGUGCAUGACUUUGAAGUUGGUUGGAAUUCUCAUUUGGAAAGGUAUUCACUUCAAGAUGAUGAAUGGCUUAAGGUCAUGUUUGAAGAACGCCAAAGGUGGGUACCUUGUUACUUGAAAACUUCAUUCUGGGCAGGUAUGUCCACAACUCAACGAAGUGAGAGCAUCAACGCUUUCUUCGACCUUUUUGUGCACUCUAAAACAAGUCUAAAACAAUUCGUGGAGCAAUAUGGUUGUGCCUUAAAAUUUAAGGCUGAAAAAGAGUUUCAAGCGGACGCAGAGUCAUUUUCAAAAUUGGUACCGUGUGUUUCGAAAUUUCCUAUGGAGAAACAAAUGCAAGGAAUAUACACAAUGGCGAAGUUCAAGGAGUUUCGAGAUGAAGUGGUUGGCAAGCUUUAUUGUGACAUCAUUCAAUGGGAUGGCGGUAAAAUUUAUCAUGUCAAAGAAGAAGUUAAAAUAACAGAGGACUUUUACAAGACUGUUUACUUCAUAGUGGAAUAUGAUUCUGGCUUGUGUGAAUGCAAAUGUAGUUGUCAUUUGUUUGAAUUUAGAGGCAUUGUGUGUAGACAUAUGUUUAUGGUUCUACAGCGUAUACUCUGCUAGACAAAAAUGAAUGAAUCAAACAUCCCGAGAAAG